Messenger RNA from Nannospalax galili (Upper Galilee mountains blind mole rat), 711 nucleotides. RefSeq names its product chromosome unknown C13orf46 homolog (gene CUNH13orf46). Bases 1 to 711 code for a protein of 236 amino acids. The transcript has 7 exons. The record is from RefSeq and is a predicted model, not a curated record. NCBI's taxonomy places the organism in Eukaryota, Metazoa, Chordata, Mammalia, Rodentia, Spalacidae.
AUGGAGAAAGAUCCCAACACUCACAGGAAGCACCAGCCAGGCCAUGGAGCCCUGCCCUCUGGACUAACCCCUGGAUCCCUCAAGAUGGCCCAUGACAGGGUGGAGCUCCUGAGGAGCAGGAGUGUGGGUAUCUUGCACCAGAAGGGGGACCCACCAGCCAGCAUCAGGAAGCGACUACACAAGGAGCUUGAGCCUGAGAACCAGGGGAAAGACCCAAGAAGUGAUACUGAUGGUGCCAGCUGUCAGAUGAGCUUAGAGGAAGACAGAAAGAAAAAGAACCAGGAUGCGCAGGAAAAACUGGUAGACGAGAGUGGGAAAACGGAGCCAGAGAAGAGUGACUCCAAGGCCAGCACCACAGAGGAGCAAGAUGAUGCAUGCACAAAAAGAUGCACUUCGGUGGCAGAGGAGCAAGAACCAGAGUCCAUAAAGCCGAAUGACCUAGAAAAACAGAAACCAUCUGUGUUUGUGGAGAUUGAGCUGGGAGAUCAUACAGAGGAGGAGGCAGUCACCUGUGCCAUGGGAGAAGAAAGGAAGCCUCCGAUGGACACAGGAGACUUGUCAGAGGAAGAGACCAGGACCAGCUGGGUGUGCUGUUUCCCAUACACCUCAAGGAGGAAGAUGAGGGAAAACAAGACUGCUUUGGAAAAGGUACUCAGGGCCUGCAAGGCAGGGAAGGGUGGGGCUCUGAGCAUCCGGGAGAAUAAGGAGUGA